AUGGCUCCCACCGCCGUUGCCGUCAAGACCGAGCCCAGGCCGGCCGACCUGGCCGCCCUGACGGCUGAGUUUGACGGCACCCUGCGCUUCUACCUCAACGGUACCAAGGUCGUCCUCGACGACAUCGACCCCGAGGUCACCGUCCUCGAGUACCUGCGCGGCAUCGGCCUGACAGGCACCAAACUAGGCUGCGGCGAGGGCGGCUGCGGCGCCUGCACCAUUGUCGUCUCCCAGUUCAACCCCACCACUCGCCAAAUCUACCACGCUUCCGUCAAUGCCUGCCUCGCGCCCCUCGUCAGCCUCGACGGCAAGCACGUCAUCACCAUCGAGGGCAUCGGCAACACCAAGCGCCCGCACCCGACCCAGGAGCGCGUCGCCCGCGGCCACGGCAGCCAGUGCGGCUUCUGCACCCCGGGCAUCGUCAUGAGCCUUUAUGCGCUGCUGCGCAACAACGACGCCCCCUCGGCGCACGACGUCGAAGAGGCCUUUGACGGCAAUCUGUGCCGCUGCACCGGCUACCGUCCGAUUCUAGACGCUGCGCAGACUUUUAGCGUGAAGAAGGAGGCCGCCAGUGAGUGCUGCAUAGAAACCAAGACGAACGGCGCUUCCAACGGCGCGAAUGGCACAAACGGGGCGAAUGGCAAGAAAAAUGGCAGUGGCUGUUGCAUGGAAAACGGCAACGGCCCUGCCAGUGGCGGAUGCUGCAUGGACAAGAUCAAGGACGACCAACCCAUUAAACGCUUCACCCCACCCGGCUUCAUUGAAUACAAGCCUGACACCGAGCUCAUCUUCCCACCGCUGCUCAAAAAGCACGAGUUGCGGCCUCUCGCCUUUGGCACCAAGAAGAAGACCUGGUACCGGCCCGUCACCCUCGACCAGCUUCUGCAAAUCAAGAGUGUCUACCCCCAGGCCAAAAUCAUCGGCGGCAGCACAGAAACCCAGAUUGAAAUCAAGUUCAAGGCCCUGCAGUAUCCCGUCUCUGUCUACGUUGGUGACAUUGCCGAGCUCCGGCAGUACAAGUUUUACGAUGACCACAUGGAAAUCGGCGGCAACGUCACCCUGACUGAUCUUGAGAAGCUCUGCGAGACGGCCAUGGAGCACUACGGCCCCGCCCGCGCGCAAGUCUUUGCGGGCAUUCUGAAGCAGCUCAAAUACUUUGCCGGGCGCCAGAUUCGCAACGUUGGCACCCCGGCCGGUAACCUCGUUACGGCCUCACCCAUCUCCGACCUGAACCCGGCGCUGUGGGGCGCCAACGCCGUGCUCGUCGCCAAGUCGGCGGCUGGGGAGACGGAGAUUCACAUGUCCCAGUUCUUCACCGGCUACCGCAGGACCGCGCUCGCGCCCGACGCCGUCAUUGCCUCCAUUCGCAUCCCGGUCACGGCCGCCAAAGGCGAGUUUUACCGCACCUACAAGCAGGCCAAACGAAAGGACGACGAUAUUGCCAUUGUCACCAGCGCGCUGCGCGUCAAGCUGGACGACGCCGGCCUCGUCCAGGAGACGAACCUCAUCUACGGUGGCAUGGCGGCCACCACCGUCGCGGCCACAUCGGCCGAGGCGUUCCUCAUCGGCAAGCCCUUUGCGGAGCUGGAGACGCUCGAGGGCGUCAUGAGCGCGCUCGGCCGCGACUUUGACAUGCAGUUUAGCGUUCCCGGCGGUAUGGCGUCCUACCGCAAGGCGCUUGCCUUUGGCUUCUUUUACCGAUUCUACCACGAUGCCUUGUCGGCCCUAGACGGCAAAAAUGCCGACAGGCAGGCCGUGGACGAGAUCGAGCGCGAGCUGUCCGUCGGCCAGAUUGACCACGACGCGGCGCAGAAAUACGAGCUCGCGGUGACGGGCAAGUCGAACCCGCACGUCGCCGCCCUCAAGCAGACGACGGGCGAGGCGCAGUACACCGACGACAUACCGCAGAUGAAGAAUGAGCUGUACGGCUGCUGGGUGCUGUCGACCAAGGCGCGCGCCAAAAUUCUGUCCGUUGACUACGCCAAGGCGCUGGAUAUGCCUGGCGUGGUCGACUACAUUGACGCCAGCGACAUGCCCGACGAUGAGGCCAACAAGUUUGGGCCGCCGCACUUUGACGAGCGCUUCUUUGCCGAGGGCGAGGUGUUUACCGCUGGCCAGGCCAUUGCCAUGAUCCUGGCCACCUCGCCUACCAAGGCCGCCGAAGCGGCCCGCGCCGUAAAGGUCGAGUACGAGACGCUGCCCUGCGUGCUCACCAUGGAGGAGGCCAUUGAGCAAGAGAGCUUCCACCCCGUCUACAGAGAGAUUAAGAAGGGCAACACCGAAGAGGCGUUCAAAAACUCGGAUCACGUCUUUACCGGCACCGUGCGCAUGGGCGGCCAGGAGCACUUUUACCUCGAGACCAACGCGUGCCUGGCCGUGCCCUCCCCCGAAGACGGCGCCAUGGAGAUCUUCGCCAGCACGCAAAACGCCAACGAGACGCAAGUGUUUGCCGCGCGCACGUGCGGCGUGGCGGCCAACAAGGUCGUCGUCCGCGUCAAGCGUCUUGGCGGCGGUUUUGGUGGCAAGGAGUCGCGUUCCGUCAUUCUCAGCUCCGUCGUCGCGCUGGCGGCCAAGAAGACGAAGCGGCCGGUCCGCUGCAUGCUCACCCGCGAGGAGGACAUGCUGACCAUGGGCCAGCGCCACCCCUUCCUCGCACACUACAAGGUCGGCGUCAACAAGGACGGCAAGCUGCAGGCGCUGGACCUGUCCGUGUACAACAAUGCCGGCUGGACGUUUGACCUGAGCACCGCCGUGUGCGAGCGGGCCAUGACGCACUCGGACGGCUGCUACAGCAUCCCAAACGUGUUCAUCCGCGGCCGCCUGUGCAAGACAAACACGGUCUCCAACACGGCUUUCCGUGGCUUUGGCGGCCCGCAGGGCAACUUCAUCGCCGAGACGUACAUGGAGGAAGUCGCCGACCGUCUGGGCAUGCCGGUGGAGUUGCUGCGCGACAUCAACUUCUACAAGCACCACGAGGACACGCAUUUCAACCAGACGCUGCAGGACUGGCACGUGCCGCUCAUGUACAAGCAAGUCCACGACGGGUUCCGCUACCGGGAGCGGCGCCGGCGUAUAGCGGCGUUCAACCUGGACAACAAGUGGCGCAAGCGCGGGCUGUCCCUCAUCCCGACCAAGUUUGGCAUCUCGUUUACCGCGCUCUGGCUCAACCAGGCCGGCGCGCUGGUGCACGUGUACCACGACGGGUCGGUGCUGGUCGCGCACGGCGGCACGGAGAUGGGCCAGGGCCUGCACACCAAGAUGACCAUGAUUGCGGCGCAGGCGCUGGGCGUGCCGCUGGACAAUGUCUUCAUCUCCGAGACGGCGACCAACACCGUCGCCAACGCCUCGGCCACGGCGGCCUCGGCGUCGUCGGACCUCAACGGCUUCGCCGUCUACAACGCCUGCGCGCAGCUCAACGAGCGGCUGCAGCCGUACCGCGACAAGCUCGGGCCCUCGGCGUCGAUGAAGGACCUCGCGCACGCGGCCUACUUUGACCGCGUCAACCUCUCGGCGCAGGGCUUCUACAAGACGCCCGAGAUUGGCUACUCGUGGACCGAGAACAAGGGCAAGAUGUUCUUUUACUUUACGCAGGGCGUCGCCGCCGCCGAGGUCGAGGUCGACCUGCUCACCGGCUCGUGGACCUGUCUCGAGGCCGACGUCAAGAUGGACGUCGGCCAGUCCAUCAACCCGGCCAUUGACUACGGCCAGAUCCAGGGCGCGUUUGUCCAGGGCAUGGGCCUCUUCACCAUGGAGGAGUCGCUCUGGCUGCGCGCCGGGCCCAUGGCCGGCAACCUGUUUACGCGCGGGCCCGGCGCGUACAAGAUCCCCGGCUUCCGCGACAUCCCCCAGAAAUUCAACGUCGCGCUGCUCAAGGACGUCGAGUGGACCGAGCUGCGCACCAUUCAGCGCAGCAGGGGCGUCGGCGAGCCGCCCCUGUUCCUCGGCAGCGUCGUGUUUUUUGCCAUUCGCGACGCGCUCAAGGCCGCCAGGCGCGCCGAGGGCGUAGAGGCCGAGGUCGGUGUGGACGCGGCCAGGGGCCUGCUGCGGCUGGAGAGCCCGGCGACGGCGGAGAGGAUUCGGCUGGCGUGUGAGGAUGGCAUCAUGAAGAGGGCAAGGGUGGCGCCCAAGGAGGGUGAGAAGAGCUUUUUUGUGUAUAUUUAA
Messenger RNA from Cordyceps militaris CM01, 4161 nucleotides. RefSeq names its product xanthine dehydrogenase. The transcript is spliced from 2 exons. Gene Ontology annotation, molecular function: iron ion binding; 2 iron, 2 sulfur cluster binding; xanthine dehydrogenase activity. The record is from RefSeq and is a predicted model, not a curated record. Lineage: Eukaryota; Fungi; Ascomycota; Sordariomycetes; Hypocreales; Cordycipitaceae. Bases 1 to 4161 code for a protein of 1386 amino acids.